Molecule: messenger RNA, 917 nt
Organism: Drosophila gunungcola (fruit fly)
Lineage: Eukaryota; Metazoa; Arthropoda; Insecta; Diptera; Drosophilidae
Exons: 2
Coding region: 155-814 (219 amino acids)
Source: RefSeq, a predicted model, not a curated record
CAGCAAUAGCAACAGCAUCAGCAAUAGCAAUACCAAAGCCAGCCUGCUUCGCCGAUCCGGUGCAUGAAUGAAGUUCACUAAAGGGGCAGACAGCAUUUUUGUACCUGUCAGGCAGCCAUAGAGUCGCAUAUGCAUAUUCCAUUGUAUUGGGACAAUGAGACAGUUGCUGCGGUGCUAUCCAAUCCAAUCCAAUCCAAUCCAAUUCAAUCCAAUCCACGAAAUUACCAUCACUGGGAGGUGUUUGCAGUCGCACACCAAGCAAAUACUAUCAUUUUCAAGCGGAUGCUUUUUCACCGCCGGAUUUAUACACUUCCUACUUGGUUUGUCAGUUUCGCACGCUGAGAGCUGUUCACCUGCUCCGGACUUGGGCCAAUGGAUUUUCGUGGGAGCGCUCAUGCUGAUGGCUACAGAUCUUGCAAUGUAUCCGGAGCGUUAUAUGCAUUUGCCCUACGCAAUUCAGUUUCUGGUGGAGGUGACCGGAUGUUUGGCUAUUCUCGAGUUUUUUACGGUCGUGGUGUGGUGCAAGCUGGAGUCCCUGAUCCAUCACACCAUACGGUUGAUGUCUUUAUCGUUGGGGAUGAGCGAUGACGGAUACCUAAACUGGGAGUAUUGGCUUCUGUUGUUCCCUACAGCGGCACUGGCUGGCGUUUUAUUUUGUAUAAUGAAGAUGGCUGUAAUACCACUCUUCGAUUUAAAGUCGGUCUAUAGAAAGCAAGUAACUCAAGUACAACUGGACAUGGAUGUUUACACGGACCUGGCUAUUAAGCAAAAACAACGAUUGAGAAGGCAGAAAUAUAUUUUAAAGAAAUCAUAAGGUCAUAACAAAUAAUAUACACAUUGAUUAUAAUCAAUAGUUUAAGUGUUAAAAUUUCAAGUGUAAUCUUUAAGGCUAAUGCAAUAAACAAUUUAUGUACAAU